AGCUGGGAGACCACAGCUUCCACCCAGCAGAUAUCCUCUCUUUUGGGGGCAAAGGCCCAACAACUUCCCAACUCAGUCCAGCUUUUCCUAUAUUACUAUGUCGACUGGAGCAGAAGGAGCAGCAGCAGCCCCAAACCGGGGCCAAGAGUCCAAGCCCAAGUCCCAGACUCUGGGCAGUUUUCUAGGAAACCUGCCCCUCUUUGGCUCAGCCCGGAACCUGUUUUCUUCUAGUUCAUCAAAAGAGGCUCGUGGGAACAGCAAGUCAGGACCUAAUGCCCAACAGAGUUCCACAGCAGAUGAGCACCCCUCUGGAAGCCUGGCCAGGCUGGAAGAGAAACCACCAGGAAACGUAAGAAUGGAAAUGUCCGAGGCAAAAGAGGUAUGCUCAGUGGUGACUAGGAAAAAGGAAACAGACACUCCUGGGGUGGCUAAUAUGGUGGAUAUGGCCAAAGGCAUGGUUCAGGGGGGUCUGGACUGCACCAAGUCAACUGUGAGCAGCACCAAGAACACUGUCUACAAGGGAGUCACAGAUGCUCUGGACACAGCAAAAGGAGCCACCCAAGCGAUUGCAAAGGGGGCCAUAGAGGGAGGUGUGAACACCACAAAAACGAUUGUGUCUGGAACUAAGGACUUAGUGUGCAGUGGAGUAACAAGUGCAGUGAAUGUAACCAAAGGAGCUGUCCAGAGUGGCUUGGAUGCUACACAAAACAUAGCAACUGGCACUAAAGACACUGUCUGCACUGGAGUCAGUGGGGCAGUGAAUGUGGCCAAAGGAGUUGUCCAAGGAGGUCUAGACACCACAAAGUCAGUUGUGACUGGAACUAAGGACACUGUUAUUAGUGGAGUCACUGGAGCCUUGAAUGUGGCCAAAGGAACUAUCCAGGGAGGUCUGGACACCUCAAAAUCAGUCUUAGGUGGAACCAAGGACACUGUGUUAUCUAGUGUCACCGGUGCCACAAACGUAGCCAAGGGAGCCCUGCAAACUGGUUUGGACACCACACAGAAAAUAGCAACAGGCACUAAGGACACCCUCUGCACUGGGGUCACUGGAGCCAUGAAUGUGGCCAAAGGAGCUGUCCAAGGAGGUCUGGACACCUCAAAAUCAGUCUUAGGUGGAACCAAGGACACUGUGUUAUCUAGUGUCACCGGUGCCACAAACGUAGCCAAGGGAGCCCUGCAAACUGGCUUGGACACCACACAGAAAAUAGCAACAGGCACUAAGGACACUGUCUGCACUGGGGUCACUGGAGCCAUGAAUGUGGCCAAAGGAGUUGUCCAAGGAGGUCUGGACACCUCAAAAUCAGUCUUAGGUGGAACCAAGGACACUGUGUUAUCUAGUGUCACCGGUGCCACAAACGUAGCCAAGGGAGCCCUGCAAACUGGCUUGGACACCACACAGAAAAUAGCAACAGGCACUAAGGACACCGUCUGCACUGGGGUCACUGGAGCCAUGAAUGUGGCCAAAGGAGUUGUCCAAGGAGGUCUGGACACCUCAAAAUCAGUCUUAGGUGGAACCAAGGACACUGUGUUAUCUAGUGUCACCGGUGCCACAAACGUAGCCAAGGGAGCCCUGCAAACUGGCUUGGACACCACACAGAAAAUAGCAACAGGCACUAAGGACACUGUCUGCACUGGGGUCACUGGAGCCAUGAAUGUGGCCAAAGGAGUUGUCCAAGGAGGUCUGGACACCUCAAAAUCAGUCUUAGGUGGAACUAAAGACACUGUGUUAUCUAGUGUCACCGGUGCCACAAACGUAGCCAAGGGAGCCCUGCAAACUGGUUUGGACACCACACAGAAAAUAGCAACAGGCACUAAGGACACCCUCUGCACUGGGGUCACUGGAGCCAUGAAUGUGGCCAAAGGAGUUGUCCAAGGAGGUCUGGACACCUCAAAAUCAGUCUUAGGUGGAACCAAGGACACUGUGUUAUCUAGUGUCACCGGUGCCACAAACGUAGCCAAGGGAGCCCUGCAAACUGGCUUGGACACCACACAGAAAAUAGCAACAGGCACUAAGGACACUGUCUGUACUGGGGUCACUGGAGCCAUGAAUGUGGCCAAAGGAGUUGUCCAAGGAGGUCUGGACACCUCAAAAUCAGUCUUAGGUGGAACCAAGGACACUGUUCUCAGUGGUGUGAAUGGUGCAGCAAAAAUGGCCAAAGGAGCUGUCCAGAGUAGCUUGGAUGCUACACAAAACAUAGCAAUUGGCACUAAGGACACCGUCUGCACUGGGGUCACUAGUGCAGUGAAUGUGGCCAAAGGAGUUGUCCAAGGAGGUCUGGACACCUCAAAAUCAGUCUUAGGUGGAACCAAGGACACUGUCUUAUCUAGUGUCACCGGUGUCACAAACGUAGCCAAGGGAGCCCUGCAAACUGGUUUGGGCACCACACAGAAAAUAGCAACAGGCACUAAGGACACUGUCUGCACUGGGGUCACUGGAGCCCUGAAUGUGGCCAAAGGAGUUGUCCAAGGAGGUCUGGACACCUCAAAAUCAGUCUUAGGUGGAACCAAGGACACUGUUCUCAGUAGUGUGACUGGUGCAGCAAAAAUGGCCAAAGGAGCUGUCCAGAGUAGCUUGGAUGCUACACAAAACAUAGCUACUGGCACUAAGGACACCCUCUGCACUGGGGUCACUGGAGCCAUGAAUGUGGCCAAAGGAGUUGUCCAAGGAGGUCUGGACACCUCAAAAUCAGUUUUAGGUGGAACUAAAGACACUGUGUUAUCUAGUGUCACCAGUGCCACAAAUGUAGCCAAGGGAGCCCUGCAAACUGGUCUGGAUACCACAAAGUCAGUUGUGACUGGAACUAAGGACACUGUCUGCACUGGGGCCACUAGUGCAGUGAAUGUGGCCAAAGGAGUUGUCCAAGGAGGUCUGGACACCUCAAAAUCAGUCUUAGGUGGAACCAAGGACACUGUCUUAUCUAGUGUCACCGGUGCCACAAAUGUAGCCAAGGGAGCCCUGCAAACUGGUUUGGACACCACACAGAAAAUAGCAACAGGCACUAAGGACACCGUCUGCACUGGGGUCACUGGUGCAGUGAAUGUGGCCAAGGGAGUUGUCCAAGGAGGUCUGGACACCUCAAAAUCAGUCUUAGGUGAAACCAAGGACACUGUUCUCAGUGGUGUGACUGGUGCAGCAAAAUUGGCCAAAGGAGCUGUCCAGAGUAGCUUGGAUGCUACACAAAACAUAGCAACUGGUAGUAAGGGUUUGGGAUGCAGUACAGUCACUGGUACAGUAAAUGAAAAUGUUAUCCAGGAAGGUACAGACACCACAAAAUGCAUCAUGAGUGGAACCAACAACUGGAUCUGCAGUGGUUUGUCUGGUACAAUGCCCAUGGCCAAAGGAACCAUUCAAACUGGGUUGGAUACCACACCAUCAGUCACCCCUGUCAACAAAGAUGCUAUGUCCAGAGAAGAGACCAAAGCAGAGGAUCUGGCCAGAAAAACUGUCCCUGGAAGUACAGACACCGCCACAGCAUCCACAGCAGCCACAACAGGCACCACAGGCCUGGUCUCCAGCAUGAGGGAUUUUGCUAAAGAAGUCCCCCAGAUAGAAACAAGCGUACCUGACAACCCCAGCCUAGGUAAAGAGCCUGGUGCCACCCAUAUGGUGAUAGGCAACAUGGAAACCCUAGUGCACAAGUCAGAGAAGCAGCUGCCUGCUUUCUUCCCCAUGAACGAAGAAGAACAAGCUCAGCUGGCUGCCUCUGAUCUCGGGCCAAAGGUGCUGUCCACAGACCAGAACAAUUACUUUGUGCAAUUGGGAAACCUGUCCACCAGCCUGCACCAGCGGGCCUAUGAGCACACCCUAAGCAAACUGUGGCAGAGCAAGGCGCAGGCCUGGGGAACCUUGGCCCAGUUGCAGGAAACCCUCAAACUGAUUGAAGAGGCCAAACAGGACACAGAGGAGAGCCAUGCUGGUGAAGAGGGAAGACUAUUCCACCAGCAGAGGCUGGGUUGGAGCCAGUGCCAGGAGACUGAACAGACAGAGCUACCAGAGUCCAGGCUUCUCCCCAGGGCUCGAAGCCUAGUCCAAGAGCUCCAUGCCAGCUACGGGGUCCUGGCCACCAGCCUCCAGGGCCUUCCUACUGAGUUUCAGCAGGGGAUUCGGCGGGCACGUCACAGUGUGGGGGAACUUCAUGGUCUCCUCGCCAUUGCUCGCUCCUUUGGGGACUUGUCUGCCAUUGAGCUGGCCCAGAGUCGUGAGAGCCUGAAUCACACAUGGCAGGGCCUAGAAGGGCUGAUGGCAGGCCUGGCACAGGAGCCCCCGCUCACCUGGCUGAUGGGCCCUUUUACCCUGAUUAAGGAGUAGAAUACCAGGAGAAACCCCUUUUUCCCCCCAAGUGCUGAAGUUUGGAGUAAACCCAUGCUAUAUGCUUUAA
This is a messenger RNA of Sarcophilus harrisii (Tasmanian devil), 4379 nucleotides long. It is a transcript of the gene PLIN4, whose product is annotated as perilipin 4. Gene Ontology annotation, cellular component: plasma membrane. Bases 98 to 4309 code for a protein of 1403 amino acids. The record is from RefSeq and is a predicted model, not a curated record. Lineage: Eukaryota; Metazoa; Chordata; Mammalia; Dasyuromorphia; Dasyuridae. The transcript is spliced from 8 exons.